This is a messenger RNA of Plasmopara halstedii, 405 nucleotides long. RefSeq lists its product as uncharacterized. The transcript has a single exon. The coding region runs from base 1 to 405 and encodes 134 amino acids. Lineage: Eukaryota; Oomycota; Peronosporomycetes; Peronosporales; Peronosporaceae. The record is from RefSeq and is a predicted model, not a curated record.
AUGGCCCCCAAAGGCACCGUAAGCUGGGAACGCUUCGAUGAGCAGACAAAAUUGGCGUUCGUGGGGGACCCUUUAAAUUCGCGUUUUUUCUUCAAGACGCGUGUGACAGCUAACGAUGAAGUGAAGGUAGUUGCGCGGGUGUCGCACCACUCGACGAAGUCUACGCCUGUGGCAUCUCGCACUAUCAAAGGACGUAAUGAGACCGUGAAGUACGCUACGGUGGACACGACCAAUUUCUAUCGACUGACAAGGUUGCUGCGCUUUGUAAUGCAAGAAAUACUCGGGCCCAUGGUUACGCUGCCCGCCCAAACCAUUUCUGACUCAAGAAUUGAAGAUGCACCAGCAUCCGCGAGCCACAAUGACAAAAAGAAGACAAAAAAGAAAAAGAAAGCAGCAAGAAAGUAG